Molecule: messenger RNA, 432 nt
Organism: Strongylus vulgaris
Lineage: Eukaryota; Metazoa; Nematoda; Chromadorea; Rhabditida; Strongylidae
Source: the annotation of a GenBank genome assembly
GCCGGAACAUCAGCGAAGAUCGCUGAAGCAGCCGCUGCAGCAUCUCAGGCCAUUCAUGCAGUAAAGAAAGACUUGGUAGAUGUUGUGCAAGAAGCUGUUGAUCAUGCGAAAGUUUUGGAAAAAGAGAAAGCUGAAGCUGCCGAGGGAACUGUUGAUCCCAAAGAUCUUCCAUCAAUCGAACAAAUCCUCGUUGGCGGGCUAAUAGAUGAAGCGAAGAAUGAGAUCUUAGAACUAAAAGAAAAAGCUAUCGAGCAUUUGCUAAACAAGUGUGUCCAAAAUUUGAUCGAUGCUUUAACGAAGCUGCAAGCCAAACCAGCUGAAGCUGGAGAGUCUGAUAAGGAUGCAGAAGCUAGACGUGCACGUAUUGAACAACUUCUCAAAAGUAUUGAUCAAGAUGCAGAUGAUAUAAUCAAUGCCGAUCUUGUGCUAGAG